Marchantia polymorpha subsp. ruderalis is the source of this 1876-nucleotide messenger RNA. The record is from the annotation of a GenBank genome assembly. NCBI's taxonomy places the organism in Eukaryota, Viridiplantae, Streptophyta, Marchantiopsida, Marchantiales, Marchantiaceae.
UGAGGUAUGAGGUAAACACGUGAUUCAGAACUCACCUGACUAGCUUUUGGGCGUGAGCUCGACGUUGCUGUAGAGUCAGCCAUGAGAAAAUGGUGAUGGCAUAGCUGCAGUGGAGAACGAAAUAAAAAUUAUUUCUAGAUCUGAUUAGCUCGUUCAGCAAAUCUGAAAGGAGACUCGGGUCUUAGGAGUAUAAAUGCUGAACAAUCCAGGCUACACAUCUAUCAAGUUCUUUUGUCCGCCUCUGAGUUUGAGGAAGUAAAUCUUCCUCCAUCCAAUUUUACAGUCUUACGCUCCACACACACUAUCAGCAGCAACAUGACAUCAACCGGUUUCAAAUGGCUGCUCGUUACAUGCCUACUUUUGGUCGUUGUUGCAGUAGCUGAUGCUCAGUUGACAGAAUCGUUUUACGCGUCCAAGUGUCCUUCAGGUCCUGCCAAAGUUCGGGAAGUUAUCAAGACAUGGAUUACUAAAGACAGGACUUUGGCCCCGGCUCUUCUUCGAUUGCAUUUCCAUGACUGCUUCGUUCGGGGCUGCGAUGCUUCCGUGCUUCUGGAUGGUGCCAAUAGCGAGAAGCAGUCAGGUGGAAAUAAAAAUUCCCUCCGGGGUUUCAAUGUCAUCGAUGAUGUUAAGGCCAAAGUCGAGGCUUUAUGCCCAGGCGUUGUGUCUUGCUCCGACAUCCUCGCUCUGGCCGCUCGAGAUGCCAUCCUUGAGAUGGGAGGAAAAAACUGGAGUGUUCCCCUCGGGCGACGAGAUGGCGUUGUGUCACUGGCUUCGGAGGCCAACGCAAACCUGCCUUCUCCAUUCUCGACCUUCUCGUCCCUGGUCACCAGCUUCGCCAAGAAGGGUCUGACAACUCAAGACAUGGUGGUUCUUUCAGGAUCACAUACAGUCGGGCUCACGAGCUGCGCGCUCCAACAAACACGUCUCUAUAGUUUCUCGUCGUCAGUCAAGACCGACCCAGCGUUGGACCCGACUUUCGCAGCCUCUCUGAAGAAGCAGUGCAAGCAGGGCGACUUCACCACCAAGAUUAAGAUGGAUCAGUCCAAGCCCGUCGACACUUGGGACCCCAACUACUACUCCAACAUCAUUCGCGGACGGGCCGUCUUCACUUCCGACGAUCAGUUGAAGAGGAACCCGACGGGUCUGAAAAUUGUGCAGCAGAUGAACAGGUCACCUUCUCCUUUCAACGACAACUUCGGAGCCUCUAUGGUCAAGAUGGGAAAGAUCGGUGUGCUCACGGGCACUCAAGGUCAGAUCCGCAAGAAGUGUACAGUCAAGAACUAGAUUCAUUCCAGCACAUGCUUAAUUCGAAUUUCUCGGAUUCAGCUUACCGUAAGCUGGGCGAGCACCCCUGAAGUACAUCGAGGUGUCCGCAUUCCGCCCAUUCUAAUCUGAAAUCUUAGAGAAAGCAACUGAACGCAUAUUUGGUAUGUUCACAUACGUAUUCCUUAACUUCACCGAUAAUCAGCCGCCCGAUUCUGCGGCAUAGUCAUUUCCUCCACAUUGGAGUCGCAUAGAUUUGAUUGAUCAUACAAUGUUGGGCCACCUCACUCAAUUUACAUUAGUUAGAUAAUUAGAAAUUUAAUCUAGGACUAGCUUCCGACGGCGACUGUGACGACAUUGGCAGUAGACUUUCAGAUGCUCGACUUAGGACUUGCGGUAUUCAUGUAGCUGCCGCACUUAUGAACGGAGAUAGAAUUAUGUAGCCUGUUCAUAUGGCUUUCAAGGCUCGACCCAUCGAAUGGCGGCUCGAUCGAGCUUUCUAGUUCAUUCGAGGUCAUUGUGAUGGAUAGACGCCUAUUAUGCUAUUCAAUUUUGGGAAGUUUAUUACAGUGCUUGAAUCUCCUACUGUAUGGUCAGAUUAACCUCAUGUCUU